This is a messenger RNA of Cavenderia fasciculata, 1989 nucleotides long. It is a transcript of the gene rft1, whose product is annotated as RFT1 family protein. Bases 1 to 1989 code for a protein of 662 amino acids. Gene Ontology annotation, molecular function: nucleic acid binding. The transcript has 7 exons. Gene Ontology annotation, biological process: DNA-templated transcription; glycolipid translocation; dolichol-linked oligosaccharide biosynthetic process. NCBI's taxonomy places the organism in Eukaryota, Evosea, Eumycetozoa, Acytosteliales, Cavenderiaceae. Gene Ontology annotation, cellular component: endoplasmic reticulum membrane. The record is from RefSeq and is a predicted model, not a curated record.
AUGAAGAGAAAUGGAGGAGGUGAUAUAAGUACUACAAAGAAGAAGAAGAACAACAGCGAUGAUGGUGUUGUACAACAAGAAGGAGGAGGAGAAGAGGAGAAAGAGAGAAGUUCAUCAUCGGUACUACAGAAUAGUAUUGUUGGAGCAUUCUAUUUGAUUGGAUUACAAGUUGGUAGUCGUAUAUUGACAUUUGUGUUGAAUACGUUGAUGGUGACAGCAGUGGAUACUGGUAUCUAUGGUAUCUUUGCAAUCGAGUAUCAAUUGGUAGCUUCCAUCAUUCUCUUUUUAUCGCGUGAAGCUAUUCGUCGUACUUGUAUACGUGUCGACUUGACUCAAUCAAAGUCUGGCGGAGACAACCAACAAUUGGCAAGACUAGUCAACCUUAGUUGGGUGGUUAUCCCAGUUGGUAUAGUCAUCUCGUAUCUUACAUACCACUUUUUCGAUAGUAAGAUGGGUGACAAGGCCGGCAUUGAACACUAUCAAACCGGACUACACAUAUUCGUUCUAGCAUCAUUCAUGGAAUUGAUGAGUGAACCCGUCUACAUCCUAACACAAAACAUGUUACUCUUCAAAGUUCGUACCAUCGUCGAAGGUGGUGCUCUAUUCCUCAAAGGUGUAUCAACCUAUUAUUUUGUUGUAAUGCAUAAUAUGGGAUUAAAAGGAUUUGGAUAUGCUCAAGUUGUAUAUUCAGUCGUUUUAAUAGUUGGAUAUUAUGGUAAUUUCAUCUUAUCUAUUAUUCGUAGCAAUCGUGGAAAAGGAGGAGAUACAGCUGGACAAGUAACCAUAACUAGUGUGAGUCAGUUACUCCCUAGAUUCAGUGGUAUCAAUGUAUUGGUUGGAUCAGAGUUAUGGUAUAUGACAGCCAUGUAUACAUGGCAAUCAAUCCAAAAGUUACUAUUGACAGAGGGUGAAAAGAUGGUUAUGUACACCAACUCGGUUGAUCUAGUUAGUCAAGGUAUCUUCUCGGUCGUAUCUAAUCUGGGGUCAUUGGUAGCUAGAUUCUUUUUACAACCUAUUGAAGAAUCUUGUUUCGCCAUGUUCCCCAAAUUAUUUGCUAAUCGUCAAGACUGGGAUACUGGACACCGUGUACUGACGCUGCUCAUGAAAAUGAUGAUUAUCAUCGGAUUGACAUUUAUGUGUUUUGGUCCAUUCUAUGCUGGCGCACUCCUCCAUAUCUUGUAUCGUGGUAAAUUCGAUGCUACCAAUGCUGCCCUCGUAAUGGGUAUCUAUUGUGUCUACGUCUCUUUUAUGGCGUUGAAUGGUGUCUCUGAGGCAUUUGUACAGAGUGUGUCAAAGAGCGACCAACUCCGUCGUCUCAACUGGGUACUCAUCGUCAUCAGUAUAGUCUAUCUCUCAUGUACCGCCCUAUUCUCUUUAUUAUGGGGUACCAUUGGUAUUAUUUUAGCUGGUGUUGCUAAUAUGUUAUUAAGAAUAUUAUAUAUGAUGUUAAAGAUUUUUCAAUGUACCAUAUGUUGCCUCGAAAGAUUAACAUUAGAAAAGGAUCUACAUAUUCAUCCUAAACAUUGUGGACCUAAUCUUUUCACGAUUGCAACACAACAAUUACAUAGCGAGGUGGAAGGAACGUGUUCUGGACGUUAUGGGUUCAUCAUCACCAUUACCAGUGUCGAUUUUGUAUCAAAAGGAAAGGUAUUGGAGAGUUCAGGCUAUGUAGUGUUCCAAGUCAAAUAUAAAGCAAUCAUCUUUAAACCUUUUAAAGGUGAAGUUAUGGAUGCUGUAGUUACAAAAGUUACAAAUCUUGGAUUCUUUGCAGAGGCAGGACCACUUACUAUUUUUGUAUCGACUCAUUUGAUUCCACCUGACAUGCAAUUCGAUGCACAAAGUGCUAAUCCAUGCUUUGUAUCUGAAGAUGGUUCAAAAAUAUCAAAAGACGAUGAAGUUAGACUUCAAAUUAAAGGAACAAGAGUUGACGCUACCGAAAUUUUUGCAAUUGGAUCGAUUAGAGAAGAUUAUUUGGGUGUCAUUGGUUAA